Messenger RNA from Cylas formicarius (sweet potato weevil), 427 nucleotides. RefSeq names its product U6 snRNA-associated Sm-like protein LSm8. Bases 88 to 378 code for a protein of 96 amino acids. The record is from RefSeq and is a predicted model, not a curated record. The transcript has 4 exons. Gene Ontology annotation, molecular function: RNA binding. Gene Ontology annotation, biological process: mRNA splicing, via spliceosome. Gene Ontology annotation, cellular component: precatalytic spliceosome; U6 snRNP; U4/U6 x U5 tri-snRNP complex. Lineage: Eukaryota; Metazoa; Arthropoda; Insecta; Coleoptera; Brentidae.
AAGAAAACUAUCUAACUCUAACCUCGUUCGACUGGUUUAGUUUUUAGUUAAUAUUUUUUUGUAAUAGAGACCUUUAAAAAGUAAAUAAUGGCAUCUGGUCUGGACAGUUUCGUUAAUCAUACUGUCUCCAUUAUAACAUCCGACGGAAGGAAUUUUAUCGGAACAUUAAAAGGUUUUGAUCAGACUAUUAAUAUCAUUUUGGAUGAAUCUCACGAAAGAGUUUAUUCAACCACUUCUGGUAUAGAGCAGGUAAUGCUGGGACUCCACAUAAUUCGUGGGGACAACGUGGCAAUCAUAGGACUGAUCGACGAAGAAAUCGAUAACAGACUGAAUUUAGCUAGUAUUAAGGCCGAACCUUUAAACCCUGUAGUCCAUUAGUAGAAUAUUAGUAAUAUAUAAGAUCUAUUACAUUUGUUUUUCUUUAUUU